CACAAUUAAAUAUUCGUAAAGACACUAUACUCCGGGUAGGUGAUAGCUUGGUUUUUACAACUUUUGCAAUAAGAAGUGUAAUUAUUAAGUUUCAUUGAUAAAAAUAAAGUUUAUGUGUACAGCUUCGUAUAGCCCGAGCCAGGUUUAAAUUAAGUCGUUUUCAAUUCUCUUCAUGUCAGAUAAUUAAGUGCAUUGCUCAUUAAGCAAGCUAUAAAAUUCUCGUCCUCUUUGGUAGACGAUUUUAAUACCGAUGACACACUUGUCAGCUGUCCAAAAUCUCAACUUGUUCCAAUUCUUUUAAAAAUUGGAGGGUGUUACUUCCAGGUACACAAUUUCCUGAAAUUUGUGUAGGUAUGUCAUAUUCCUGGAUGUUAUACAUAAUACAUUUUCCCGUUAACACCAAAUAUUUAUCUAUCGGAUGAAAUAAUCAAAAGCAGGUCAAAAGAAAAAACUUGUUGAAUCCCUCGAACAAAAACAUUCCCGAGUUUGAAUUCAUCUUCUUUGACACGAUUUUCACAUUAACGCAGUGUUUCAAAUUUAUAGGCCAACUUAAGUAUGUAUAAAAUUUGCUACUAUUUACACCCACCGCAAAAAUGACCUCACCAUUCAACUAUUCAACCGAUCUUCGAAACGGCGAUCGAGAUGUGCACUUUAAAACUAAGGAAGUUUGUCACAAUCGACGUGUCUUACGCAGACUUACGGUUAAAUGCAUAAGCCCCUUCUCGGGCUAAAAAAAUAGGUUAAUUUCACAAUGACGCAUACAAAACGUGGUUCAAGUGCAAGAGUGUAAGGCCAAGUUCAUUGCUGUGAUUAUGUAUCAUACAAUUUAUUAUUUUCUUGUUGCAAACAUAAACCAUGCAUUUCAAACACAUCAUUUACUAACUAGCCUCAUACAUGCAAUGUCGACUCUAAAUAAAAGAAUAAAAUUGGAUCUGCUUAAAUCAAAGAUUUCAGAACAUGAGAAGCUUCAAAAGUUCGAAGAUAUUUUGGAUAAUGCUGUUUUGGACGGAUUUCUUCGUGGGAAGAGAUACAAUGUCGAAGCGACGUUGAAAUCUCUGGAAUACUUUAUGUACGUGAGGACACAAAAGUACAAAGCAUUUACUCAAAAAUAUCUCAACCCAUUAUCCUCAACAUUUUUGAAUGUCGGUAAAUUCAAAAUAUUGAAAGGUAAAGAUGCCCAAGGAAGACGAGUGGGUGUCGACCGUUUUAACUUGUGGGACACGAGGAAAUAUUCUGUAGACGAAGUCAUGGCUGAAAUUGUCAUGGUCGUCGAUGAAGCCAUCCGAUCCUAUUUGGUGGAUUCGGAUAGGAAUGACGUUGUUCUAAUAUUUGAUUGUGAGGGUAUAUCUUUCGACAAGGCAAGACAUGGGACGCCAACACGUGUUUUUCAAGCACUGGAUUUAUUCAUGAAUAGUGUCCCUAUUCGUCCGGCAGGUCUCCAUCUCAUUAAUGUGGGGCAUUUUGUCUAUUUCUUGAUUCGCAUUUUUAAGCGAUUUAUGAAAGAGAAGAUUAGUAACAGGAUUCAAGUCCACGCAACCCUUGACUCCCUUCAUGAACAUGUGCCCAAGCUAAUUCUUCCGAGAUCACUUGGUGGUGAGCUGGAUAACGAGUACGCCUUCGAGACAGAGCUUGUUUCAAGGAUUAGGAACAAUUCGGAGUUUUACAAGAGAAUUGCGGAUUAUUAAAUUUAUUUUGUAGCAAAUAAUAUACUAAACCCAAGUUAUGCGGUAGAAAUAAAUAAAUUGUUUGUACUCAUCGUGCAUAUGUACCUCAA
Messenger RNA from Folsomia candida, 1774 nucleotides. RefSeq names its product alpha-tocopherol transfer protein-like. The record is from RefSeq and is a predicted model, not a curated record. The transcript is spliced from 6 exons. Gene Ontology annotation, cellular component: membrane. Gene Ontology annotation, molecular function: phosphatidylinositol bisphosphate binding. Lineage: Eukaryota; Metazoa; Arthropoda; Collembola; Entomobryomorpha; Isotomidae. Bases 813 to 1685 code for a protein of 290 amino acids.